Cyphomyrmex costatus is the source of this 1468-nucleotide messenger RNA. Its product is annotated as probable glutamate receptor. The record is from RefSeq and is a predicted model, not a curated record. Lineage: Eukaryota; Metazoa; Arthropoda; Insecta; Hymenoptera; Formicidae. The transcript is spliced from 8 exons. Gene Ontology annotation, cellular component: membrane. Gene Ontology annotation, molecular function: ligand-gated monoatomic ion channel activity. The coding region runs from base 6 to 1376 and encodes 456 amino acids.
ACUCUAUGUUGGAAAUCUUCGAGGAUUUGGCUAUCUAUCCUGAUAGCGACGUGAUCCUCGCGCGAAGAUUUGAUAGCGAUUUUCUCGAAUUAUUAUCUAUAUAUCGUCCAAGUUCACAGCGAGGUAUAAUUUGGGAAAAUCGUGGAAACUGGACUUUCGAGAAUGGUUUACGAAUGAGCACUUUCGACGUAGCUUCAGCACGAAGAAGAAAUCUUCAACAGACGGCUCUGAAAUCUUGUUUAGUGAUGACGGAUCUAGAGACAAUGAAUCAUUUAACUGACUUUAAAUAUAAAACCAUAGAUCCUGUUACAAAGGCUAAUUAUCCUUGGGUACUGCAUUUAGUGAAUCGAAUGAAUGCAACGGUAAGUUUUGAGGUCACGAAUAGCUGGGGAUUUCUCAGCAAGAAUGGUUCCUGGAGCGGAAUGUUUGGAAUGUUGCAACGACGUGAAAUUGAUAUCGGUGGAACCGCCACAUUUUUCGUACCGGAACGUGUCGGUGUUGUACAGUUCAUUCAAUUGUAUACACAUACGAGGAAGACAAAAUCAGCAGCCUACUGGAAUCAACUAAAUCCUAACAAACCAACGGUCAGCGAUAAUAUUUUCGUUCUUUUAGGCGCAUUUUCUCAGCAAGGAUAUUCGUAUGAACCCUACAGAGUUUCAUCUCGAAUAGUUACUCUUAUGUUAUUGCUUGCCUCACUAAGUUUCUAUGCGGCUUAUACAGCAAAUAUCGUGGGAUUGUUGCAAUCUACCACAGAUUCUAUCAAAACUCUUCCAGAUCUUCUAAAUAGUCCUUUAAAAAUGGGUGUACACAAUAUAGUAUACAGUAAAUAUUAUUUCCAGUCUUUCCGAGAUCCCGUUAGAAAGGCGAUCCUGGAACAGCGAAUCGAGCCGAAAAGAAGCAAAGCUAACUGGAUAUCUGUAGAAGAAGGUGUAGCCCGCAUAAGAAACGAACUCUUCGCAUUUCACGGUGAGAUUGGUACGGUUUACCAACUGAUUGAAGAAACUUAUUUGGAGGAGGAGAAGUGCGGUUUGACUGAGAUCGAUUUUCUAAAUCACUUAUAUCCGCUUCUUGCGAUACAAAAGCAGUCACCUUAUUCAGAGAUAUUUAAAACUGGAGCUCUAAAAUUACGAGAAUACGGACUUAAAUAUCGCGAGGAAUAUCGCUUAUAUACGAGAAAACCAGUGUGUUCGAGUCAGACCAGAUUCAUUACUAUCGGUUUCACAGAAUGCUAUUUCGCGCUAGUUAUAAUGGGCUACGGAAUACUCUUCUCUAUAAUCGUAUUUGUGUUUGAGUUAUUAUGGCAUAAGAGGCGAAGUAUACACGCGGUAAAAGAAAUGUCAAACUCGGAGACCAACAUUGUGGAAUACCUUGAUUAAAUGCCUGUGAUGAAACGGAUAUCUACUAGUCCGAAAGAAAUUAUAAGAGGCACAUCUAACUUUUCUGAGCUUUUUAGGGCAUUAAGUCUAAU